Molecule: messenger RNA, 859 nt
Organism: Camelina sativa (false flax)
Lineage: Eukaryota; Viridiplantae; Streptophyta; Magnoliopsida; Brassicales; Brassicaceae
Source: RefSeq, a predicted model, not a curated record
UGACUAUUAUAUCCCUCAAGUCAAGCCUUCGUUUCUAACUAAACCCUUCCCUUCCUCCUCCGGUCAAAAAAACCCUAAUUUUUCGAAUCAGCGGCAGAGAACGAUGAUGCCCUCCUCGAAAGCCGUCGUCUUUGCUAGUCAGAUGGCGAAGAAGAUUCGUGUUACGACGCCGUCGAUGUCCGCAACACGCUUUUUGUCAAAUGGUCAAGAACAGGAGCAGAACUCUCCAGAGCCUUUACCCAACAGACCCUUGCGAGGGGAGAGAUCCUCCACCAACUCUCAUAGAGAUCCUCCACCCGCCAGACAAGCCCACAACCUUGGAAAGGGUGAUAAUAAUACUCUGUCUGACCAUGGCUUCCUCGAGCAGUUCAAACUCGGAGUCAAUCAGGAACCCCCCAAAACGGAACAAAACCCCCAGGAAGAAACAAGCCUGCCUGAAGAUUCCGAUGAGAUCUUCCAGAAGAUGAAGGAAGGAGGUCUCAUUCCUAACGCCGUCGCCAUGCUUGACGGCCUCUGCAAAGAUGGGCUUGUACAGGAGGCCAUGAAGCUUUUCGGGUUGAUGCGUGACAAGGGUACAAUCCCUGAGGUCGUUAUCUACACUGCUGUCGUCGAGGGCUUUUGCAAGGCUCAUAAAAUUGAGGACGCUAAGAGGAUUUUCAGGAAAAUGCAGACCAAUGGGAUCUCCCCAAAUGCCUUCAGUUAUGGUGUCUUGGUUCAGGGAUUGUAUACUUGCAACAUGCUAGAUGAUGCUGUUUCUCUCUGUGGUGAGAUGCUCGACGCUGGUCACUCUCCCAACGUCCCCACUUUCGUUGGAUUGGUUGAUGCAUUGUGCAGAGAAAUGGGCGUCGAACAAGCUCAG